Molecule: messenger RNA, 2055 nt
Organism: Podarcis muralis (Common wall lizard)
Lineage: Eukaryota; Metazoa; Chordata; Lepidosauria; Squamata; Lacertidae
Source: RefSeq, a predicted model, not a curated record
AAUUGCUUAAUUAGAGGCAGGUUGAAAAUGGGCUAUUAAAGACUGCAGACCUAAGCAGAUCUGAUUGCACUUCACUGAGGUUUAAUUUCAAGUAAGCAUGUUUGGGAUCAUGGAGUGUCCCCACUUGAUGGGUGUGGAGCAUGUGCAGAGUGCUCCAUUUUUGGGACUCACCAACCUGUGUCCUACAUGCAUGCUUGAACUAGGGUCAGGGGUCUCAGGGUAAGUUUCAAAACUUCUGAGAAGGUUAACCUAAUAGCUUUUAAUGGUUUUGCUGAGGCAGUGUCUUGUCCCACUGGUUCAUCCAGCCCAGCAGGCGUGGCUGACACAGGAGGGAGCUGCCCCACUGGCACUAGAGCAGUGGACUCAUUCUGGUGCAUAUUGGCUGAAGCUGAUGGAUGCUUGGAGCCCCACAACAACUGGAGGGACAGGGCUCCCAUCCUGAGGGGGAGCACCCAGAUUUACAUCCUCCUUCGGCCAUGGAGCUCAAUGAACUCCAUGGCGGUAAGACAACCUGUUACUGAAUGUUUGUUGGACCUUGUCCAACCUGCUGUAUUGCAGAUGUUUUCAAGUUAUAACUCUAAAAAGACCCAACCAGCAUGACAGGGAGGAUGGGAGUUGUAGUCCUGCAACAUCUGGAGGGCACCAGAUGUUUUUGUCCAAAGUCUGAUUUAAAGAUCAGGACCAGAGAUGGCAGACGCUGGAUUGGGAGUCUACUGGGAAUAACCAAUCCACAAGCUUGCACUACACCCCUGAAAUGAGUUUGCAUCUAUUAUUGUUUCAGCUUUGCUUGCGGAAAGUCUCCAAAGGCCUGGGCCAACUUGAAGCCUACAUCGAUGCAGAAGAAGGUGUGGCUUUCCAGAUGGAUAACAACCUGAUCUGGGACUCAUUGGAUGGCCAAUACACAUGGGCCAUACAGGGUCUAACUGAAAAGUUGGCAUCUAGCAAAUUCUGGGUCACUUGUCUGCCUAUGGGAAAGGUUAUGCUGAGAAACUGGGCAGGGAAGUAUCUCGCUGCAGUGGCUAUAGGAGAAAACCCAGUAAACUUCCCCAUCCAGCCUGUUCAGUACUCAGAAGAUCCAUCUUUACAGUUUGAGGUCUUUUACAAGGGCAAUAGGGUAGCUUUCCAGGCCUACAAUGGGCUGUUCUUGACCAGGACAUAUAGAGGGUUCACUUCAGUUGAAGCAGCCAAGUUGGUCGCUGAUGAUUCCUGUUAUUUCCGUCCCCUGAUCGGAGACCUCCUCCCCCCAAAGUUCAAAAUACUGAGGGUGAUCACAAGCGAUCUCUCUCACAUGAUAUACCACCACUCUGUCUUGGAUAAGCAGGUCUACGCCAACCGGGGGGAAGCAGCAGUGAGGCACACUUUCGACAUGACUUGGGAGUCGACCGUUGCAGACACCGUUUUCUGGAACAGUCUGUGGGGGCUUGGUGUGGAAACUUCCUGCCACUUCACUGUUGAAGAUGCAAUGCCUCGUUUGGAGUACACGAAGAACAAUGACCGGACCGUCCUUGUGCAGAGGAAUAUUUCUCAGAGGCUCACCCAGGAGGUGCUGGUGCCCCCCCACACUGAAGUCUUGGCCAAGCUUGUUGUCCACAGAAAUUCUACGGCUACUGUGUCAUUCACAGCUGUCAUCCAAAAGGUGAAAUCAAAUGGGGAUGUGGUGAUGCUGAACAAAGGUGGGCUCUGGAAGGGUCUUGUCUACCACGGGGUCCGUCUGGAGAUCACCAAGCGGAAGCUGAGUGAGCGCAGACCUCUUGAGGAAUGCCCCCUCCUGUGAUGUUAUGGGGAGUGGUGUCCUUCCAAGGGGGCCACAUGGACUGGAUGGCAGGUGGCUCACCCCUGAAGAAACAUAGCUAUGGCUGCUCAGAUUCUGGACCACCCUGGUCCGUUGUCACUUUGAAGACUAUUCCUGCUUAUCAAGGCAGGCAAGGACUGCUUCCUGGCUGUCUUCUGGCAGAUCCUUUCUACCUCUUAGGUGCCUGAAAAUGAUGGCUACCUUUUUUACGACAAAGAGGAAGAGAGCUCCUUGCCUUUUUAGCAUAAUUAACGCAACUUAAA